AUGGCCUCUCCAAGCUGUGCUUAUAAGUGUCUGAAGAUUUUUUUAGCGGUAUUCAAUAUCCUUAUUUUUGCAUGUGGAAUUGCUUUAAUAGUGGUUGGAAGUAUCUCUCGAGUCGCUAUUAUUAAUUAUUCUUCUGGAAUCGACUCAAAUAUCAAUUGUCUUUUAAUCUUCGUAAUAGUUUUUGGAUGCUUCCUACUUUUGCUUGGAUUUCUCGGAUUUUGUGGGCUGUCUACCGAAAAUACUUGUUGUCUAAUCGUGUACACAGUUCUGCUUUCAGUUAUGGUUGCAGCUGAAAUAGCAGCAGGAAUAGCGGCUGUUGCACUAAAGAAAGAUGUGAAAACUCAAUUCCUAUCUUCGGUUAAGAGCCUCGUUCCUGUAUAUGACAAGAAUCCGAAUUUCAAGAAAUUCUUAGACAAGAUACAACAAGAGUUUCAAUGUUGUGGCUCUGAAUCGUCAAACGACUACACAUCGGUUGGACAAACCAUCCCUGAUUCAUGUAAAAAUACAACAUCCAAGGUUACUUACUCAAAUGGAUGUUCAAACAAAGUUAUCUCCUUCUUUGAAAAGUAUAUUGUUGCCGUUUUAGUAGCGGUACUUGGUAUAUGUUUAAUUGUGAUGGGCAGUUAUGUACAUCUAUUUCUUAGUACAUUCUUACGUAAUUUACCAGUUCAUAUGUUAUCAUUAACAUUUAUUAUGAUGGCACUUGGAUGUCUUCUAUUUUCACUUGGUAGUAUUGGCAUAUUAUUUGUUUUAACUGGACGUCGAAAAAUUAAUGCAAUUAUGGGUAUGAUGUUUCGAAAUAUUAUCAAAGAUUCUAUCAAGCAUUAUAUGAGAAAAAAUAGUUAUGCAGCAUUUGUGAACACAAUACAAUUACAGCAUAAAUGUUGUGGUGCAGAUUCAGUCAUGGAUUAUACUGUCAGUAAUCUUUCGGUACCAGUUUCAUGUUAUCCUGAAAAAGGCACAACACCGCAUAGUGAAGGAAUGCUUUCUUGUGAAACGCUGAUUGGUGUUUUACAUAUUCCUUCAGAAAUGACAUGA
This is a messenger RNA of Schistosoma rodhaini, 1038 nucleotides long. The record is from the annotation of a GenBank genome assembly. NCBI's taxonomy places the organism in Eukaryota, Metazoa, Platyhelminthes, Trematoda, Strigeidida, Schistosomatidae.